Messenger RNA from Leptosia nina, 669 nucleotides. The record is from the annotation of a GenBank genome assembly. NCBI's taxonomy places the organism in Eukaryota, Metazoa, Arthropoda, Insecta, Lepidoptera, Pieridae.
AUGACGAUGGAUAUUCGACCAAAUCACACGAUUUAUAUUAACAAUUUAAACGAGAAAAUAAAAAAAGAAGAACUUAAGAAAUCUCUUUACGCAAUAUUUUCACAAUUCGGACAAAUUUUAGAUAUUGUAGCAUUAAAAACAUUGAAAAUGCGAGGACAGGCCUUCGUUAUAUUCAAAGAAAUCUCCAGUGCAACUGUUGCUUUGCGUAGUAUGCAAGGAUUUCCGUUCUAUGACAAACCAAUGAGAAUACAAUACUGCAAAACGGAUAGUGAUGUUAUUGCUAAAAUAAAAGGCACUUUCCAAGAGAGACCAAAACGUCCUAAAUUGCCCAAAGGCAUGGACGAUGGUAAGAAGAAGAAGAAAGAUGCCAAUAGAAGUGCUAUACCUGGCUUUGGACAACCCGGCAUGGUCAACAAUGUCAAUGUGGAACAACCUCCUAAUCAAAUUCUUUUCCUUACCAAUUUACCCGAUGAAACAUCGGAGAUGAUGUUGUCUAUGUUGUUUAACCAAUUCCCAGGUUUCAAAGAAGUCAGAUUGGUUCCAAAUAGACAUGAUAUUGCUUUUGUGGAGUUUGCAAAUGAAAUGCAGUCGGCUGCAGCUAAAGAAGCCCUACAAGGUUUCAAGAUUACACCAACACAUGCUAUGAAGAUUACUUUUGCUAAGAAAUAG